Messenger RNA from Anolis carolinensis (green anole), 2977 nucleotides. It is a transcript of the gene haus3, whose product is annotated as HAUS augmin like complex subunit 3. The transcript is spliced from 5 exons. Gene Ontology annotation, cellular component: centrosome; mitotic spindle; HAUS complex. The record is from RefSeq and is a predicted model, not a curated record. Gene Ontology annotation, biological process: centrosome cycle; spindle assembly. The coding region runs from base 257 to 2065 and encodes 602 amino acids. NCBI's taxonomy places the organism in Eukaryota, Metazoa, Chordata, Lepidosauria, Squamata, Anolidae.
AGCCUCCUCUCGCGAAACUCUCAGAACUCUCAGGCUGCCGCGAGAAGAUGGAGGUUUGAAUCCUUCCUGCCCGGCGUCCGUUGUUUUUGGGGUUUUUCGAAGCGCUGUCUUUGUGGCCUAAAGGAAGCCCAAGGCAUUGGGUUUCCAUCCACGUUCAACUCCGAAAACUAUGCGCAAAACCAUACGUCACAGUACUUUUGUUUGUGGCAGAUACUUUUGAAGCUUACUAGCAGACUGUCAGUUUACAUCUGACGUCAUGGAUUGUGGACAUCAAUUUGUUGAAACUCUAAAGAGGAUAGGAUAUCCCAAAGUGAAUUCUCUUAAUGGUGAAGACUUUGAUUGGUUAUUUGAAACUUUGGAAGAUAAGUCAUUUCUGGAGUGGUUUUGUACAACUGUUAAUGAGCAUCAUGUGGUAUCGGAGGAAGAACUGCAGUCCUUUGCUAUUCUCAAGUCAUCAAAGCCAAUAUUAGAAGAAGAGGCUCUAGAUGAAGCUCUCAAGACGUGCAAAUCUGUGGAAUUAAACACCAAUAAAUGUGAGGAGGAAGACGAGGAAACAAACCUUAAAGUCUUGGAGGAUGAAUUUCUGAGUCUUCAAAAGAUUAAACAGCUAAAGAUUAACCGUCGCAACAAGCUUCAAACAGUGGCUUCAAGCAAUAGUCUGAUGUCUCUGAAACUUAAAGGGACAGAAGAAGAAAUGCCUAAAAAUAUGAAAAAGGACCAGGGGGCUUUCAUUGCCCUAAAUGCAAAGAUAAAUAAUAAAUUGCAGUCUGUUUCUGAAGGAGUGGCGAAACUGUCUUCUUUCCUUACAGCUACACCCGGACAACAGGAACUAGUCGCUCAUUCUGUAUUGCUAGCUCAACAUGAUUUGGAUAAAUACUUUCAUCAGGAGGAAGAGAGCACCACAUCUCUUACUCUCUAUACAAAAAAGCAGUUUUUCCAUGGCAUAGCUGAGUUGGUUGAAAGUUCUAAUGAAGAACAUUUCCAGCUUCUAGACAUAAGGAAUUCCUCCACUUGUGAGGAGAGUAGUGAUGUAUUGGAGGAAAGAACAGAGCUGACCAGGCUGCAGAUGGCAUAUAUUUGUGCUGAGCAUCAACUGAUUCAACAGAAGGCUAAAAAUCUAAGCUUGAAAGCAGGGCUUCAGUGGGCAAAAGAAAAUAUUUCUUCUUUAAAGAGGAUUAUUGGAAAAGAAAAAGUUGAACCUAGAAUUUCUAGGCUGAACAAUGAAAUUUCAAAAAUUAAAAAACACUUGUCUCAGAUAAACAGUGAAAAGUUGCCUUUGCUGAUAAAGGAGGAUGCAGAGUUAUUGAAUAUGCCCGUGGUUAGAGGUGAUUUUGAUCUACAGAUUGCUCGACAGGAAUACUAUAUAUCAAGACAAGAUCAAAUAUGUCACCAGCUGAUGAAACAGAAAUCAUCAUUUGAAUUUCUUCAACUGGCUUAUGAAAUUGAAUUGAGAAAACUUAGGGAUUAUAGCCGUCUGCUUGAAAAUAUGGUUCAUGAUCUGAAACGGAGCAGUGAUACUUUGGCCCAGACGCUAGACACAAUGUCUGAACCAUCUAUAUCCCAUCAUAAAAUCCUAAGGAGUACUAUUGAUUUGAGGGAUAAUGCGACACAAAGGUUAUAUCAACUUCUUGAAGGGAAGAAUCCAAAACAGUUGUUCAGAACACAUGAAGGUCUUGAGCAGAUGUCUGAAGAGCUACAUCUAGAUAAAGUGUCACUACUUGAUCGUUUAACAGUAACUAAUGAAGAUCAAAUGUUACUUCUGUCAAAGAUGGAUGAGGGUGUAAUUGCCCUUCGUGAUUCUUUGUACCACAGUGGAGAAAGCAUCUGUCUGAGUAAUCAGGAACUGAAUGAACAAUUUCAGCGAUUGGAAUUCCAGCUAAACAAAUUAAAUCAGCUUAUUAUGGAUCUUCUUGCUGACAUAAAGGUUAAGAAGAAGCUUUUGGAAAAUAAUAAGCUACAGCAGGUGGAAAGAAAACUCUAUGUGUACUUUUUCAAAGAUGAAGCAUAUUUGAAGAAUGUUGUUGAAAAACUGAAACAACAAAUUACACCACCAUCUGUGUCUUGAAGAAAAAACUUUGAACUGAUAGGAUUUUAUACAAAUGAUUAAACUUUUGUAUUGAACGUUGAAAUGUAGUAAAUAACCAGGAAGCAUUGCUUCUGUAACAUCAGGUAGUCACAUAGGGCGAGCAAAGAACCAUGGAUUCUGCUAAGCACUUAAUUUGAAAAGUUCCCACAAAGUUUAUUUGGGACAGAAUAACCUUUGGGAAAUGUCAUCAUAUAAUAAACAGGAAAAGUAUUUUUGUAGCUGAUAUACACAGACUUUCUACAUGGCUAUCUGUGUUCAUUGUACAGUUUUAGAGAACGUAUGUUGUCAGGUUUCAGUUCACUUUACUGAAAGAACAACUCAAAAUUGUUGCAUUGGCCAUCCCUUUCCCUCCAGCCGAGAACUAACAGUUGCAUCAUUACAGCUUUAUGUUAUGAUAAAAUAUACCACAGGAUUAUUUCCAGUAUGCUUUUGGGUCUAAUGCUGGUCCAGAUUUCAGUCAAGCAUCAUCUGCUUAGCAUUUAACUCUGCUGAUACACAGUGCUAUGCUUUUUUACAGUCUUUCUCUCUCGGUGUUGUUAUGGUGUGUUGAAAUGCCCAUCACAACUUGAGCAUAGAUUAGGAAAAGCUGUUCCACAGACUGUGUGAUAGAGAAAUAUAGAAAUCCUGUAUUUCCUUAUUUAAUAAGGGCCCAGGCUGUGGCACAGGCUGGAGAGCAAGCCAGCUGCAACCAGCUGCAAUGAAUCACUCUGACCAGGAGGUCAUGAGUUCGAGGAGCCUAUGUUUGUCUUGUCUUUGUUCUAUGUUAAAAAGGCAUUGAAUGUUUGCCUAUAUGUGUAAUGUGAUCCGCCCUGAGUCCCCUUCGGGGUGAGAAGGGCGGAAUAUAAAUGCUGUAAAUAAAUAAAUAAAUAAGUCUUAAAGAAUUCAACUUGA